AUAAUUUGGACCUAUUGACGUUUAUAGUUCUAUAGUCUAUAGGAUUGUUGUUUUUUAAUAAUACUUGUGGUAUCAUCCUUUAUUUUCUUUAAAUCUAAUUACUUAAGUCUAUAAAGAGACUCACUAAAUCAGAUGAUAAUUUUUUGUUAUCUUAAUAAUAAUUUGUGUCUUUUAAAAAUUAAAUUAGAUUCUAAUUUGCUAGCCUACCCUAUGGCUAUGCAGCAUGGAUGCAGCUACAGACUAUCCACUCCAUUAUUGAUAAUAUUAUUAUUUAUAAUUUAUAAGCUCUCUACCAUCUAUUGUGUUUCAUUUCACUGUACUGUUUACACACGCCAUCAAAUGGUAUUAUUACAUAAUCAAAGUAAACUAUUUAAUUUUAAUAUAUACCCCUUCGAACAUUACACCAUUUUGCCCUACUACUUAAAGUCAAGUAAGACUAACUAAAUACAUGAUUUAAUUUUAGUUUAGAGCAUUUGCAAUUAUUAGUAACUAAAUAAUGAUUAAUUAUUUAAUGAGAAAGCACUUCAAAGUUAGUCUUUGUAUGUUUGACAAAAUUUCAUUUUCAGAAUUAAAUAUGGCAUCAUCUGAAAAUUUUGAAGAAAAUAUUAACACAUUUAUCAAAGCUAAAACUGGCGAGCAAAUUUAUCUGGAUUUAACUACAGAAAAUGUAAUUCAACUAAAACCAGUGUGUAAGAGAGGAUCAGUUCCCCUUGGGGCCUUCUGGGUUCAUGUCUUUCAACAUUCCAAUAAUUACCCAGUAAGUAAAUACAACAGUACAGUUGACAAUUUAUUUAAGUACUUUUACUAAAAUUUUAUGUUCCAAUAUUGGAAAGUUUUGAAUUUCCGAUAAUAACAAUGCGGAAACAGGGUGUAGUGGUUUCUUGAUAUCAAAUAGCUGGUUAUUUCUCUGCAACAUAUAGUAUAGCAGAACUUGAUAUAAAAAAUCAUAAAAUGGUUAAGCUUUGAUUUGGCACCCACAAAUAUAUAUUUUUUAUAUGCUAUUUAUGAGCCAUUUUUUAAUUUAAAAAUUAGGUUGUGUACUAUAGUAAUCCUAUUAUAACUGAAAGUAAGCAAUCACGUAUACAAAAUAAAGUUUUUUUAAUUUCCAAUUCUAAAAAUAUAGAAAAAUGCAUUAAAAUUAAAUUCAUUUCUUUGUGAAUUUUUACAAAUUAUUAAAAAUUAUCAGGAUUUUUCAAUAAAGCCAUAUACUUUACUUCAGUAAAUUAGUACGAAAAUAAACUUGCAUUAAUGUUAUUUUUAUCGGUACUGGUCAAUUUAGUUUAUGUGAUUAUGAGUCAUUGGGACAUAAAACCAAGAGGAUUUUGCAAAUUUUAAAAAAAAAAAUAGAUUGAAUACUGGUUAAUAUUGUACAAGUAUUUCACUAAAACAGCACACAAAUUUAAGGUGUAUAUAUAUUUUUAAAUAUGUUAAAUUCUUAAUCAUCCCUAAAACUUUUACUUUACAUUAAAUUAUCUCACCAAUUAUACUAAUCAAUUGUCUUGCAAAAACAAUUUCUUGAUAAUAUUUUGGUCACUAUGGACAUAAAAUUAUUGGGAACAUAUGAACAUUACAAUUAUAAAAUUCUUUACAUUUGGCAUCUCAGAAACAAUUGGUAAAGUCAAUUUUAUAUCUUUUCCUCACGAUAACAUAGCAUUAGCAUGGAUCUUUUUAAGUAAAAAAAAAUUAUAUUGAUAUAAAAAAACUAGGUAUUGUAAAACCCCAUAUUAUCAUAUCAGAAACGGAAAAAUAGGGACCAAUUUUCAACAAGAUGGCAGCAGCCUUGAUAUUUGUAGAUACGCCCUAGGAAACGUGUCAAUACCAGCAUUAAAUUAUUUCUAAGUUCUGUAACAGUUUAAAAUUUAGCAUUUAGUGCACAUUUCAAAAUUUUAUUUUGAAACACUUGCUGUUUUCCACUAUACAAACCAUAAAGAUGUUUUAUUCUAGGUUUAUUCAUAUCCUUACAAAAGACUGUACCAUGCUGGAAGACCAUUUGAAUUACAGCUCAGAAUCGAUGGAAUUUCCAUUAACAUCAACUUAUCAUCAGGAUAUCUUAUCUUCAAAGGUUCACAUGUAAUUGACUGGUUUGUGAGUCGUUUUCUAGGAAUCCUGGAGGGAUAUGCAUUGCCUCCAGGAAAAAGUUCAAAGGAAUUAAGAGAUCAGUAUACACAAGAAGAAAUGGAGGCUUUGAAAAGGGAAAGGAAAAUUUGUUAUAAGCAAAGUAAGACAAUCUUUUUUAAAUUUUUUUUUAAUAAAGGAAUAUUAUAUUUUAUUUUUUAGUUUAAUAUAGCAAUUUGAAUUAAAGAAAUCUUAAUUUGGUGUUUCAUAAUUUUUUGGUGAACUAAACAAAUUGUUGUUGGUAAGAUUUCAAAAUCUUAUCAAAAUGUAAAAUGACAUUUCUCAAAGUUGAGAGAAACAAAUAUAUAUAUAUAUAUUGUAUGCUUGUAAUUAGUUUUUGUAGUGUCGCGUUUGUUUUAAAUGUGGUAAAUUAUAGAUUUGUUUUUAGUUGACUUUGUACCACGCUUCGAGCCUUUGGGGAUGAAGCGUGUUUUUGAAAUGAACUUUAUUAUUAUUAUUAUUUAUAUAUAUAUAUAUAUAAUAUUUCUGCUCAACAAUUAUUUGUUAAAAGUUUAGAAUGGGUGCCUCUCUUUAAAAGAUAAGGUAGAUUUAUUUUUACAAUAAUUUACACCAAUUUACAGUGAUAGAUGAAUGGCCAUCGAAUGCUCUAAAAAUGGAGGCCAAAAUUAUGGAGGCUGGAAGGCAAACUACUAAUCAAGAGCCAAUCAGCCUGGAAGGAUUUUUAAAGGCAGAAGAUUUAGAAACAUAUUGCCCCAUUGCAGAUUUGGUGAGUAGAUUAAAUUCUCACAGAAAACAGACGUGGUACUUUUUAUUGCUUUUUUUUAAAAUAAAGUUUAUCUGCAGAUAAUAAUAAAGUACAAAAUAAAAUCAGAAUUUUCAAUUAAUCAAAUUUUAACUCACAUUUUGAUUUUAUUAUUUUUUUAAAAACAAAUGUCACCCUUAAGUUUGGUACCAGGCAUAUGUGACAGACAACUGAAUUUUAUUGAAAUGUCUCUUGGAAUUGAUUUUGGACUAAACUUGACAAUUUAUAUUCGAGGUAUAAGUGUAAGUAUCAAUUACAUAAAUAUAUUUGAAAACAAGUGCAUUGAGAUUGAAAUGACCAUUUAUGCCAAUAUGUUUCAGUUGGAUGAAGUAGAAGUUACACAACAGUUGGUCAAGCUUGAAACUGGAAGAGUCAUUCAAGGUAAUGUGCUUUACAGAUUAUGGAAAUCUACAUUGAAUUCAUGGUUGUCUGACAAAGAUGGAAAAGUCUACAUCAUAACACCUCACAUCGAUUGUGACCGUCUUGUUGACAUUUGCCAGCUUUUUUUGAAGAACAGACUUACAGCUUGCCUUGAUACACUGUGUAUCCCAAUGAGCAAUUUGUAUGGCAGAUUUGCGAGUGUAAGAAGUCAGGCCAUUCAACAAUUUCCUCCUAGAGAUCAAGUUUUUAUUGAAUAUAAAAUCUACAGUAACGUUGUGUAUCCAGUUGUGGACUUUGUCACCAGUUUUAUUGCUAUGGUUAAGGAUGGUAAAGCAAGAGUUCUACAAACCAAUACUGAUUUUGACAGAGCCAGUUUCUUGACUACAACAUCAGUGACUGUUCAGUACAAAGAAAUUGAUGAGACAGAGUUUCUAAAAGCAUAUCUUGACCCCAUCAUUGGUUAGUUGAAGGAAUAUGGAACAAUUAUAUUUUUAUAGAUUUCAUUAAUUAAUUAAACUAAUUCACAAUAUUUAAUGACUUUAAUGUAAUUAUUAUUUAUAGCUUAUAAAGUACUAGUCUUUUAAACAUUUUCCAUUAUGGUGUUUGUGAUGCAAUGUAACUGCCUGGUAUUGGCGUACUGGUACAUACAAUUUUAAAUUUUGCUCCAUGCAUGUUUGUGCAGAACCACUAUUUUAACAUGCCAAGUGGGUAAAUUUAAUGUCUUCGGGCUAUAUAUUAUUUUGAGUGCCAUGAAUUUAUUUAAAUGAAAUAUGGAACAUAGAUUAUUGUCUGUUCAACAGUUAUCUUAAACUUGAUUCUCAAAAAAGUGAAAUGAAAAUAGUUUUUUGUUUUAAAAAUUAAGUUUUGGAUAUUCAUACAUUUAUUUUUGUUUGUGACUGUUGAUUCUUUCUGUUUUUUAGCUUCAUAUUCAUUUAUUGUCUUCGGUGAAAAGCUAUAGCUAUGACGAAACUGAUGACUAAUAAUGUUUUUUUUAAAAAUAAAUUAUACAUAUUAAUUUAAGGUUAAUUGGUUAAAAUAGGGCUAGUUUGUGAGUCAGAGUAUAGAGCAAGAUGGGAGCCGGUUAGGGGCAUGUGCUGGGAGUGUAUUCUGGUGGGCAAGGGGUGUUUAUAAAAUGGAGAGGGUAUGAGAUAAGUGAAGAGGAGCAUCAGUUGUAAUAAGUUUUGGUAAGAGGGUGGAGUAGGAUGAAGGAAUUCAGAGUGAGAAUAAGAAUAAAAUAUUAAAAAAUAGUUUCUUAUCAGGAUUAGGCUGAAAGUAUAUGACUUAAAAAGAGGGAAGAAAAUGCUUCUAUUUCUAUCAUUUAUGAGGGAAGAAAAUGCUUCUAGUUCUAUCAUUUAUGAGGGAAGAAAAUGCUUCUAGUUCUAUCAUUUAUGUCUUUUCUUUUAAAAUAUAGACACAUACUGACAUGCCAGGUUUCAGAUUUUAUUGCAACCCAGACAGCACAUUAAAUUUAGAGCUAAUCAAUUUCUAUUUGUCACUUGCCCGUGUAUUUAAGAGCCUGAAAGUGAAAUAUUUAUGCUCAAUCAAAAUAAUUAUAAAGCUUAAAAAAUUGAAUUCAAAUGUAAAAAAUAAAAGGUUUUAAAAUAGUUAUUUCCUCUUUGUAAU
Lymnaea stagnalis (great pond snail) is the source of this 4882-nucleotide messenger RNA. The record is from the annotation of a GenBank genome assembly. Lineage: Eukaryota; Metazoa; Mollusca; Gastropoda; Lymnaeidae.